This is a messenger RNA of Cherax quadricarinatus, 9178 nucleotides long. RefSeq lists its product as uncharacterized. Lineage: Eukaryota; Metazoa; Arthropoda; Malacostraca; Decapoda; Parastacidae. Gene Ontology annotation, biological process: positive regulation of transcription by RNA polymerase II. Gene Ontology annotation, cellular component: nucleus. The record is from RefSeq and is a predicted model, not a curated record.
AAUUUCUCCCCGUCCAUUGAACACCUCCUGGGAACGAUGGUUCUUUUCUAAUUCUUUUGUUUAUAUUUAUUUAGAGAGAGAUAAAUUAUCUGUGAGUCGCUCAUAAAUAUGAAAAAGCAUUAUUAAUGGGCGUUUUCAUGUGUUUAUAAAAUGUCUUACUCUGUGUAGGAAGAAAAUAAGCUUGAAGCUCAAUAGGCCUACAUACUUCAGAAAUGCAUCUACUAAUAUAAAAAAAGUACAGGUUAUUAACUACCAUUUUUAUCACAUUAUGAUUAAUAAAAAUAUAGUGAGUUUCCUUAUAGUAAGUAUCAUGAGAGAAAAAUAGGUAUACAGUGUAAAAUUCCCUUGAAAUGGGUAGGCCUACAGCACCAGACGAAGAAAAUAGCAUAUAUUGUGCCUGUGAAUUUGCCAAAAUAGACACAUAUUGAACUAGACACACCUACCGAGGCAGUGGAACACAUAACAGGGCGGCAUGGGCGUGAGGGACGCCCACGUGGGCGCAAAAAUGGGCGGCCGCCCAUUAUGCAGGUAAUAUUCAAAACUCGCGCCUAAUGAGCAAUGCAUUGUGGGCGAAAUCGUUAGGCUUAGUGCGCCAGGGUCUAUACCAAUACUUUUUUGUAUUUUUAAUGUGUGAUGUAGGGAGUUUGGUGUUAAUAUCUGCGCGAGGGAGUUACAUUAACAUCUGAAGGAGGGAGGUGUGGCCAUGGAGGCGUUGUCGGAUGGGGGGGUGCUGGAGGGGGAAUCACAGAUCAUUAGCCUUAUCGGAAAUGAUGACCUUAGUAUGGUUGAGGCAUCAAUGCUACAGAAUGAUGCUAGCGUCAGUGCGAUGAUGGAGUUUGUUGGUGAGGAUGAAGAUGCACUCUCUGUAGCCUUGUCCAAUGCAUUUACCAAUGCCUCCUCAACCACCACCCCUUCUUCAGCAAGGCUCUCAACCUCCACGUCUCCAUUUACCACGUCGUCUUACUCCACCACAUCAUCCUUUGCCACCACAUCUUCGUCUUGCUUCACAACGCACAUCACAACUCCAGUAGACCGGGGAGCUGGUAUUGAGGAGCUUCCAGGUCACCAGAAUCCCUUACCAACACCACUCUUGUUAACCUCUCAACAUCACCAUCAGCAUCAUCACCAUGGUAACCCUAGCCAGACCCUUCACUCUCACACUGUUCACCACCACCAUCACCACCACCACCACCAGCAGCAGCGUGCCCACCAGCCUUCGCAGCCUACUCAACAUUCCCACCUGCCACAGAACUAUUAUCAACAUGAACAGGUUCAAGUAUCACCUGGAAGGUCUCAAGGAGGGUAUUCUGUAGGAGGAAGUUUUACAUCAUAUAUUACCCCGUCCACACUACAGACGUCUCACCCCAAUCCACUACAUGAAGCUCAUCACCAGUUCCUCCCACAAAUUAAAUCCGAGUCCUCCCCUGUUGAAUCUUAUAUACCCAACCUAAAGAGUGAACCUCAAGAGGAAUUUAUGGAUCCUCUAGACACUCACCUUGAGCCAUCAUCGACGACAAUCCCUACAGCUCCCAUAGCAUAUAACCAACACCCAUCGAAUAUUAUUACUGGACGGGGCAUCGGUGCUGUUCCCUACACUUCUCAUGGCCCCCCACCUACGCCAUCUCCUAGUGGCUUGUCCACGAUUGAAACAAAUGGGACACCAUCUCCAGCCUCUCAGUACUUGUAUCCAUCAGACUCGAAUGCAUCAUACUUGCUGGAACUGGCUACAUUGCCCACAAGACACCAGCAACAACCUUCUCAGGGACAGUCUCAACAUCAACAGUCACAGCAUCAACAAUCUCAGCCUCAACAAAUGUCUCCGUCAUCCCAUACCAAUGGGUUAACUAGUUACGGCAGCAGUGUAGAAGAUUCUCGGUCUCUUAGCCUGAGCUACUACGAGCCUUCGCACUUACCUCAGGAAGAUACCCGGCAGGCAACAACUAGAGGAACCCACAUGGUGUUCUUGCCAGAAAAUUCUCACAACCUAAGAACUAGAGUAAAGGUGAACCGGAAGAAGUCGUGCUCACCUUCUCCAUUAACUGACGAAGACAACUUUGAGGAAAAGCCAGUGGACCUAGUCAGCAAUGACUCAGAUGAAGAAACUCUCAUUAUUGAUACAGAUACAAGCAGCACGCCAGGCGAAGGUAUUGAAGGAUUUGAGUGUGGAGAGUGCGGCAUGGUGUGUCGUACUCGGGGAGGUCUCCGAAAACACCUGACAACGGAGCAUCUUCCAGACGAACCAGAGCCAGCGGAAACCAUUCCCAAGCAAUACUCGUGCACUAUGCCACUCUGUCAUUUUUCCACAACCAAGCGGGAUGCAUAUGACAUACACAUUGCCAGCCACAUAGCCGAGGGCUGGACACCCACAGGAAAGAAACGACAAAAUAAAAACCCUUUACAGAGACACAGGUACAACAAGGAAGAACUAACUUGUCCGCUUUGUGAGUAUGCUUGCACAGUAGAGAAAGCAUUCAGAAAACACCUCAAGACACACGAGGAAGGUCAUCAUGGACCCAUAUCAAAAGUUUCUUGUUGCAUUUGUGGUAAAGAUAGACCAAACGAGGCAGAAAUGAAGACGCACAUGAAGAAGCACCGAAUAGGAAAGUUCUAUCGUUGUGAUAUAUGCAAGUUCCAAACUGUGCAACUGAAAAAGCUCAUACAACAUCGGAGAAUGCAUACUGGUGAGAAGCCACAUUUGUGCCCCUUCUGCCCCUACCGUGCUGCUCGUCGUGACAACCUACGGUCCCAUGUGCGGCGCAUGCACAAACGAGAAAACAUGUACGGAGACACAUUUACUCCUCGGCCUGUGCUGCUGGCCGAAGCCGACUGUCAAGAUCACAUUCGUGUUAUUGAACAAGAGCACCACCAACAGGUCCAAGGCACAUCCAUUCCAGGGUCCACACAGCCUCAUCCUCCACUCCAUGUUCCACUAUAAUUUAUGUCUAGCUAGUGGUGCGAAGGUGGAGUUAGUCCAUCAUCAGGGUCGGCUCGACUCUGUAUCCUGUGUCUUAUUCAUAGUCAUAACUUUAUGUUAAAUAUGGAAUGCUUUAGAUAGUUUGACAAACCAGUAUGCCAUUGCUUCUCGUAGAGCAUCAUAAGAUAUUGGGUCCUUGCUAACCAAGAUUUGCAAACCAUUGGAUGAGUUCAGGUGAGUGAAGUGAGUUACAGGUUUUGUCUUUACCAGCAAGAUGAAGUAGAUUGGAAUGUGAUUACUCUUGUGAUUUUUAGUAAUUGGCUUUAUAAUAUUACCUACUAGCAAAGAUUUGUUAUGUUCCUACAAUUUUUUUUUUAACGUGGGUUUAAACCCCCAAAUUUUUAAUACUUUUCAUGUUGGCAAAAUUAUAAAGAUUCAGUACUUCACAAGUUAUAGAAAUAUUAAGUGUGCAUUUAAAUGUAUUGUUAUAAAACAGAUUUAGGUUAGAUAAUUUUUACAUUUUUUAGGAAAUCGGAAAUGACUCAAAGAGUUCAUAAGUACCGGUGGUUUAUGGUUUGGUUCAUAAUAUAUAUAUAAUAUAUGAUACCAAGGUACAGGAUGAUGGCAUGACCCAGUGAUGGCUUGGUGUGAUCAAGGGAAAUUGGACUGAUAUGGCAAUGAAAUGAUGAACUAAAAGACAGUACCGUGACUGAAACAAUACACAAAUAACCCGCACAUAGGAGAAAGAAACUUAUGAUGAUGUUUCAGUCCAACUUGAACCAUUAACUAGUCACACUAACACAUGAAGGUAAGGGAGCCAGUAACAUAUGAGCGCCUUACUUUCAUGCGUUAGUGUGUGACUAGUUAAUGAUCUAAGUCGAGCCAAAACAUUGUCAUAAUUUUCCUUCUCCUAUGUGCUGGUUAUAUUUGUGUAAUGAAAUGAAUGUUUUUAUAUACUGUUAAUACUACAUAUAUUGAGGCAACUAAAAUGCUGGGAGCAAGGGGCUAGUAACCCCUUCUGUAUAAAUUACUAAAUUUAAAAAGUAAAAUCCAAGUUUUUCUUUUUUAGGUCCCCCUGCCUCGGUGGGAUAUGGCAGGUUCAUUGAAAAAAGUAUAUUAUUUUGCAAUAUUUAAGUCAGUUACUAACUUCUGCAUAAUGCCUAAUUUGGAAGUGUUGUGCAAGGCUAAAAAUGUAAAUUCAGAAAGCUGAGAAUCAAGAAGGGAAGGUGGUGUAAUUUGUAUACAUAUUAGCAAACAGUAUAUACUGUUUAUGAUCUUAACAUAGACAAAAAAUAUCCAUUUAGAAAUUUUAUUUAGUACUGCAUAGUGUUGACAAGUGUAUGGUGUUGAUGUAUGACUAUGGUAGAUGUGUUUCAACUGGUCCCUUGAUGGGGUCGUGAUCCAAGGAAUUGAAUUUGUCCUUAACUUCUUUGGAUUGAACCCGAUUGUCCCCCGUUUCCCCAGGCACUGCAUGACACUUUCAGGUUUAGUGCUUCCCAAAAAUGCAAUAAAAGGUAAUGAUAAUCAGCUGUGGUUAGCAUUUAGAAGGUACAAGACAUAGCUGGUGGGUUAGGUUCCACAUUGACGCCAUAAAGUAAAUAUCACAUUAAAGCGAAUCGCAGACUUUUUUUUUUUUUUUGCUUGCCAAUGCAUAUAAAAGCCUAAAAACAUGUUUACACUAUCAUCUAUAAAGUGUGCAAUACCACUAGGCCUAAAAAAAGAUACAAAAGGAUAAAUAAUAAUUUUUUUUUUGAAAAUUGCCGAAAACUAUCUUAACAGCAAGGCAAGCGCUGAAAAUAAUGAACACGAAUAUAGUUGAAAAGACAGUAUUAUCGAAGAGCUCCAAAACGAGCACUGUAUUAAUGAGCUAUGUCUUGGGUGCAUUCUUGUAGGUGGGUGUUGUAAUUUUAUUAUGAGAGAGACAGGAUGGCAAGCAUCUUAUAGUUGCUCUGCAGAGUGUAUCUGAAUGCAGUUUAUAAUCCUGUAAAUGAUAUUAAAUUGAUAAGAAUUAAGUGAUGCCAAAGGAUUAAUUGAUAAAGGAUUAUUUGAUUACAAAAUAUAUAUUGAUGAUAAAGGAUUAAUGCAGCUAAAUUUAAUGUAUAUCUCAACAUGAAAUACGAAAAACAUAGGAUAAACAAGAUUUGACUAAUAUUUGGCUUGGGUUUUAUAUUCUGAAAUUAAAUGGCUUUAUCAUCCUCCUCAGCCGUGGUACUGGUGCUUUUAAUAUUGUAGUUUUCUGUUUUCGGUUGAGAUAAAAAUUGGUUAAAAAAAUUACUGAAGGGAAUCACAGUUGUAAAGAACUCUUAGGCAUGUGAGAACUACAGCAAAUCAUCACUUGCUUAGUAGUCUCCAUAUGUAAUUGGCAGAUUAUGACAACAAGUAUCGUAUUUUCCAGCUUAUAAGGCACAAGGGCAUACAAGACGAUGUUUCCAAGCAGUUGUGACGUAAUGUUAGUAAACAACUGCUAAAGCGCAACACAAAGCCUACCCUUGAUCCUGACCUGAGCAUAUAAGGCUCAGGAUGAUUUUCCAAGACUGUAGGAAAAAAGCAUGCCUUAUAUGCUGGAAACUACAUUAUGUUAAUAAGGCAAUAUGCAGUUUAUGGCAUUUUAUUGAGAUGUUUCAGCAAUCAGGGACUGUUAAUUGAUAAAGUUUCUGGUGGGUGAAUAUUUCCUGAAUAAAAUGUCGUAAACUGCAUAGCAUUGUACAGUAGCGCCGCCGUAUCUUCAGGUUCGGUUUUUGCAGUUUCAGUUAUGUGCGGUUUACCCUGGCCCAAAAAUAACCCUUAAUUUUGCUUAAUAAUAACGCCAGAGUGCAAAAGUAGUGAUGGUGACAGUUGUUCAAAGCCUAAGAGAGAUCGUGAAGUGCUUCUCAUCAGUGAAAAAGUGCUAAUUCUCGGCUUAUUAUGUGUAAUUUAUCAGUUAAACUUUAUCAUAGGUAUGUAUGUAAACAAAAAAUUACUUAAAUAUAGGGUUUGCUACUAUCUGCAGUUUAGGGUAUCCACGGUAGGUCUUGGAACUUAUCCCCUGCAGAUACGGGGGAACUACUGUACUAGCAUACUUGGUAGUCUGCCACAGCCUCCAGUGUUAGAGGAAAACUGGAGCACUUGGUUCCAGAGUUUGUGUCAUGGCCAGUGUGUUGCCUUGACAACACUUGCAACAUUGCCAUUUUCUUCAUGGCAAUUUUGCUUUUGUUUUCAUUGUACUGUGCUGUUAUAUUUUAAUAAUAAAUGAAGAUUUUAUUAGCAAAUACAUUGAAUAUAGAAAGUUAAAAAUGGAGUAACAUCAUUCAUAAAUUCAACAAGCAUAAGAAGAGGAAGAUAAAGUUUCUUGAAUUUAGGUACAGUGAGUUAUUUUAAACAUAAAAAAUAAAUUUCUUUUUAAUUCCAGUAAAAUUUUAGAUCACUAAAUGUCACUGUAUUUUAGUUGGCAUUUUUAUUAUUGACUUUGGCACUAGGUCUUUUAUGCAGUUGCAGCUGUCAGUCUUGUAUAUAGUACUCAGUGUACUGCUUAACAAAAUGUACUCUAUAAUUAAAACCUUCAGAAUUUUUUCUAAUAUACAAUUACUUUUUUCAAGGAGUGGACAGGAUUUAAACAUGAUGUUUAGAAUAGACUAAGCUUACAAGCUACUGCUGGACAUCAUUUAUCCUUAAUACAGCUUCACUAGCCAGUGGUGGAGCACAGAAUUACCACCUGCUAGACUUCAGGUUCGAAUUUUAUCUAUUCCUUGAGAAAUGCAUAAUUGUAGAUAAAUGAUAUGUAAUACUAACAAGAUGAAGAAUUAGACAUGUGUGCAACAUCUGGGUAUCUUUAUUGUAGACGUUUUGCCAGCCAGUGGCUUUAUCAGUGCAAUUAUUUGUACAAUUAUAUACAAAAGAUGAGGUAGUCAGUCCCUCAGCCUGGAGUUGAAGAACACCGUUGGCAAAACAUCUACAAAUAAAGAUACCCAGAUGUUACACACGUGUCCAAAUGCAUAAUUAAAUCUUGUGUACUUGGUAUUAGCCAGGUUGUACCCAGCGAUGUGGAACACUUAAUCAUGACAUAAACAGGGCCCCCAUGGGAUAGGAAGCCAAAUGCAAUAGAACAAACUUGAGUAAACGGUAAGCUAAAUUUCUUGAGCCUUGAGUUUCAGCAUUUUAGGUCAUAUAGCACAUAUUCCUCCAUUGAUAAAUGCAACUCAUUUGAUCAGAAUUAAAAGGCAGUACGUGUUUACCAUCUACUCGAGUUUGGUCACUUCUUGACCUCAAUAUCUACCUCAGGAUAAGGACUUCAUCCCUCAUAUUUAUAUUACUACUUGCUCAGGAUUAUGUUUCAAAAUCUCAGGUAUGUCUUGUUCAUAAUGUUUGCAAUUCUCCAGUGUAAUAUACCUCAUAAUGUUACCAGUUAAGUCAGAGUAUGUACAAAUACCAACUUGCAGACAUGGUUAUUCUUUGAGUACAGUAUCUCAGGAAGCACACGUAGUACAAUAUUUAAUAUCUAACAGAUUUACCAUGAAUGAUAAGGUUACUUGAAGAGUGUACCAUGGUUGUGUCAAGGCAGGUUUAGUUCAUUUUUCAAUUAGUGCAACUUUAAUGUGAGAUUAGCUAAUUACCUUCACCUAACAUUACUUGAUAACACUACAAACAGUGCACUUUUAGAUUAGUAUGUUGCUGAUGCUGUUUGUAAGUAAUGUUAUAUAUGGUUUAAUAAGACACAUGAGCAAACACUUGAACAUAUUUAUUAGAAAAUAUUUUGGCUCUGGGACCUUGAUAGCCACAAUCCUUGAGGUCCUCAGUUCUUAAUGGCCACAAAUUUUGAUGGCCUUGAUCCUUGAUGCUCUUGAUGGCCACAAUCCUUGAUGGACUUGAUCCUUGAUAGCCUCAGUCUUUGAUGACCUCAGUCCUUGAUGGUCUCAAACCUUGAUGACCUCGAUCCCUGAUGGCCUUGAUCCUUGAUGGCCCUGAUGGCCUUGAUCCAAGCACCGAAACACUUUGUAAAGAAUAUGUGCUAGUGUUUGCUCCAUGUCAGUCUGAACCACUUGUCAGUAUCAGUUAUCCAGGUUUAUACUAAUGUUAUAUACCGUAUGUUUGCCGGAGAUCAAGUGCAAGAGCUAAUAAUUACUAAGUGCAAUGUGGAUAUUCAGCGUUGGAUUCUGUUUUUAUCAAUGCUGAUGCCUUGUGUAACACGUGAUGCCAUUUUUUUUCCACUAUACGUUCCACCUCGAUCAGCAGAUUAGAUAAUUGAUGUAGUUAUAGAUUUGUGUAGUCAUUUUAUUGUUGAGAUUUGACUGUGAAGACCUGGUUUAAUAUUAUUACAUAGAUAGCUUCUGUUAUUACUGUUAGCCCAUUGUACUGCCUAUGAAAUAUUAGGCUGGGAACAGUACAAAUCCCAAGUCUCAGGUCAACCACUAGGGGUUAACGAGGGUCAUUCUGACCCUACUAUCCAAUAAUCUCCAUAUGAGAAUGUGUGUAUAUAUAUAUAUAUAUAUAAAUAGACAAAGUUGUUCUUGUAGCUGAAGGAUUAAUACUCUUGGCAAAAUGUUGAUGUAUUGUUAAAUCAGAAUACAUAAACAUGACUACUAUACCUCAAAACUUUUAAAUAGUACCUUGGAAUUUUAACUUUGUGCUUCACUGUGAAUAUGAUGAUAUUGAUAAUAACAAUAAUUAUAAUAAUAAUAGUCUAAAACUUCAUAUUGCAGAUCAUACCAUAGUUUUAUUUUGGUUACUGUACAUUAGUCAUCACAGACUUCAUAGUAAGUGCAAUUUUAAUGUAUCUAAUGGACCACAUCACAGUUAAAACUGAGAAUGGGAAAUUGGAAAUAUUUACAUUCAAUUGGGAGUAUACAGUAUUAAUUUCCCUUCAGUUCUAUUAUUUCCUCCUUCAAGUUGGGUACUCCUUCAGCACUGGAACACCAUAUAUUGUAAUAUUGAGAGGCUUAAAGCGUUCACCUCAGGUAAUAGUGUACUUUACCGUAUGUUCAAUAGAGACAUGUUUGAAGUUGUAUUACUUCACUUUUUAUUAUAAUUUUUGGUUGUAACCUUCAGUGCUUGUUGGAUGGUUAAAACUAUGUAUAUAUGUUUUAAGGUAGUUUCCUCACACAUUUGAAGCUUUUUCAGGGAACAUUGUUUGUUGUCAACUCAGAAAUACAUAUUAUUGUGUAAUGGGUCCAUUGACCUCCAAGAAUACACAUGACCCACUCACACAUAAUAUAGGCUUUAGUACUGUGCUGGUUUAUACUAAUACCAGGAGUUACUCUACCUGACGGUCACUUGCAAGUGGCAAAAAUC